Chironomus riparius is the source of this 1711-nucleotide messenger RNA. NCBI's taxonomy places the organism in Eukaryota, Metazoa, Arthropoda, Insecta, Diptera, Chironomidae. The record is from the annotation of a GenBank genome assembly.
AAACAACGCUGCAGGGUAGACAAGAAUUGUGAAACAAGAAUCUGCAAAAUCAUCGUUUUAAAUAAAUUGAACAUUUUAAGCCGUUUAUUCAGUGAUCUGGCUAGUUUUCUACUAUAAUUAAUCACUACAACUGUAGAACAGACGUUUAAGUACACGAUUAAAUUGAGGAUUGUAAAGUUAAAAUAGAAUAAAAGGCAAAAAUCAUGUUUGGAAGUGCCGCAAUGAGUAGCAGCUCUAAUAAAUUGGAGUUUAAAGCAGGCAGAAUGACACUAAUUGAUAGUGUUCAGGAAGGAACUAAGAAGAAAAUGGUUCAUGCUGAUAAAAGAAAGGGUUUAGUCUACAUUUAUUCAGCAGAUGAUGGUUUAACCCAUUUUUGCUGGAAGGAUAGAACAUCGGGAAAUGUCGAGGAUGAUUUAAUUAUCUUCCCAGACGAUUGUGAAUUUAAGAAGGUCGAUCAAUGCAAGGACGGACGUGUAUUUUUGCUGAAAUUCAAGUCAUCAAAUCGCAAACUGUUCUUUUGGCUUCAAGAGCCAACUAAUGAUAAGGAUGACGAAUAUUGUCGUAAGGUCAAUGAAUUGCUGAAUAAUCCACCGUCAGCAAAUAAUGGUAGCAGUGGUGGAAGUGGAAGCAGACAAGAAGGAAGUGAUUUGCAAUAUAUGCUCAAUAAUAUGUCUCAACAGCAACUUAUGCAAUUGUUUGGCGGAGUUGGUCAAAUGGGUGGAUUGAGUAGCUUACUUGGUAGCCUUAAUAGGCCUUCUUCAGGCAGUCGUAAUACAACAACCACUUCCGCAUCAUCAACACCAUCAGCAACGCGUACUACCACGGCAUCAUCAGGCGGAACUGCUGUUGCUCAAACUCCUGAAAAUACUAAUCAACCUGCAACGCCUCGAGCACCAAGAAAGGCAACAAAUUCUGGUCCAACUGAAGCAGCGACACCAGCAACAGGAUCAAAUACAGAAGCAUCUCGUGUAUUAUUAUCAGAAUUACAAAAUUAUUUGGCUGGAAUAAGUGCCGGUGGAUCGAAACAGAGCAGUGUUGAUUUGUCAACAUCUCUUAAUUCAGAUACAAUCAAUUCAAUCUUAUCCGAUCCAGAACUUUUAAAAUCCCUGCAAGAUCAUUUGCCAAAUAUUAAUGAAACAGAUGAUGAGAAGAAGCCAGUAGAUUCAAAUUCAGUUAAACAGCAAUUAAAAGAAACAUUAGCUUCACCUCAGUUCCAACAAGCACUCUCAAUGUUCUCAAAUGCUUUACAAUCCGGACAACUCGGACCCGUUGUGUCACAAUUCAAAUUGAGCGAUGAUGCUGUCUUAGCUGCAAAUAGUGGCGAUUUAGAGCAGUUUGUUAAAGCAUUAGAAAAAACGUCAAUUACCGAUAGCAAGGAGAGUGAUAAGAAUGAUGAGGAUGACAAGAAGGAUGAAUCGAAGAAUUGAAUGUCAGCCAAUACUUUUUUGAAUGUUUCAUUUUUUUGUAUCAUAAUUAUUUCAUGAACUUAAUCAAGCUGAGAAUGAGACUUAUGAAUUUAGAUAUUUGCUGAUUUUAGAAUUUUUUUUCUCACGAACGAUGAGGAAUGAGCAUAUAAUAUGAGGAAAGAAUCAGGACAAAAUAAAUUAAUUUAAUUUCUCAGUGCAUAAUUACAUCUGCAAAUUUCUUUAUUUUAUUCUAUUAAUAUUUGAAAAACAAUAGAUCCAAUAACAAUUAAAAUGUUAAAGAAUUG